GUUCCUUCUGAGCAAACGUUUUCAAAACGACUUAAAAACGAAGAAGUUCCCAUAUGGUAUGUAGUUGAUAAAAAAAAAGUUUCUCGAAAUAUAUUGAAAAUUGAUCUCAUUUUGUAGAGCACAACGAACUCGUUCCAUCUGUGCAAAAAAAAAAAAAAUUGAAAUCCAAGUUAGAAUGAAGAAAAUAAGAAUCGAUUAAGAAAACUAGGGAAAAUAAAAUAUUUUUAAUUGACAACCCUUAGAUCUGAAUUUUCAUGACCCACUUAGAUCUAAAUGUCCAAAUUUAGUGAUUCAUAAGUUAGUAACUGAUGGUUACUAAUCCUAUCCUAAGUGGAAAACAACUUAUCAUCCUUAAUUAUUCUUGGCAUGGCUUUUAUCCAACACUACUUUAGGGGUUUGGCAAUUGGCAUAGAUGAUGAAUUAAAAGGUUUCUACACACAUACUCACCCUCAAUUAUUUCACUUGUUUAUUUGGGUGAUCUCUAGGUCAUUUCCUUUGACUGAUUGCUGCCCUUUCCACGCAGAUUAUUCCAAAGGUAGUUAUUGAACAUAAUUAUUAUUAUGAUAAUUUUAUAGGAGGAAUCUAGUUUACAUGUAAUUUUCCGGGCGAGAAAAACUAGAUGAACAGAAUUGGAUUUUGCAUCUUUGACUUUCAAACAAACGAUUAACAAACACGGUCCACACCUCUUUGAACAAAGUUCAAACAAGGGUGUUCGAUGUUCUUGAUGAUCUACAAGGCAAACUAAAUUACAUUAACUCCACUCCUAUGGAGGUUCAGUGAGAGCUCCGAAACUACAACUAUGGCUAUGACUACAUUUGCAGAGGAAAAGGUAAAGAUAAAAGGAUAAAAUUUGACAUUGUGUUGUCUGGUGUGAUUUUGGCGAACCCCUUCUCCGUCAUCUUCACCUCCUAUUUAUAGCCAUCAGAAGCAACUGCCCCCAGAAACUGCUCUGCCGACGUGGAGUGACGGUUACCCUUUCAACUGCUAUGACGGGUACCCUGAUGUUGGAGUUGGGAUCCUCUUCAGUCUUGACCCCCUCCUCUUGAGAUCUCAACCUAUGCUCUUGGCAUAUCCUCCGUAGUUUUGCUUAUCCAUAGAGUAACGAUGGCUAAGGCAUGAAAGAAUACCACGUACCACAUAUGGGUGAGUAUUUGAAUCACAUGGAUUAAAAAUGACAAAUAUUACUUCACCAUUAGAAGAGUAAAGAGACCACAUGCUCACGUAACCCCCUUGCCUUGGCCAUACCAUGGGGGUGUACGUUUGGCGACCCCCUCACCAUACCAUUGGGGGCAUCCCCAUGGGGAAAAUAUGGAUCACCCCAUCAUCCUCAUGGGAGCUGGACUUGGUGACUCCCCACCCCCUGAUCAUACCAUGGGCGUAGUAUGUUGGUGGUCCCCCAGACCACCUCAUGGGGGUGCUCCUUACCACCCGCAUCAUCUUCCAUACUUAGCCACAUUUUACCUCUUCUCGUCUCACCAAGGCACCAUGGGGGUGGUGGUCUGGUACCCACCCCCCUUGGUACCUCUUGAGGGUGGUGGUAUGAUGCCCACUCCCUUACCACGUCCUGGGGGUGGUAUGAUGGUGGCCACCCCCUUGGUACUUCCUGGGGGUGUUGGUAUGAUGCCCACCCCCCUUACCACGUCCUGGGGGUGGUAUGAUGAUGGCCACCCCUCUUGGUACCCUCUUGGGGUGGUGGUAUGAUGCCCACCCGCUUACCACGUCCUAGGGGUGGUCUGAUGAUGGCCACCCCCCUCUGCAUGUCCUGGGGGGUGGCUCCCAUACUCUUUGCCUUAGCCAAAUUUGGCCAUCGCCCCCCUCACCAUGUCAUGGGGGUGGCGGUAUGAUGCCCACCCCCUUGCCACGUCCUAGGGUGGCUCUCAUACUUAGCCAAAUUUGGAGAUGCAUGGCGCGCGUGGUGGCACAGAGUAAUGGGCCCAAAAACCCAAUCCUCAUGGCCCACUCAACUGAUUUAAACUGAUAUGAUUAAGUUGGCCUUAUAAGCCAUUUAAUUCCUUGUUUUUAACCGAUGUAGUACAAGGUUAAUUUUUGGUGUAAACACAUGUAGUGGCGGGUGGAUUGAUCUUCUCAGUUGGGAGCUCAGCCAGCUGCUUAGUCAGCUCCUCCACCUGCAUAAAAAAGUAGUUUGUUCGCAGUUGUGUACAUUAGAUGCUCGAAUCGUCCAUAAAGCAGUCCUCCUGGUCCAUUUUUGGCUAUCGUGAUUAUCUCAGUAAAGUGGUGUAGACUAUAGAGUAGCUUGAGCGUUAUGCCUAUGUGGCAUCCAGCGGCGAAUCCAAAAUAGGAUAGAGCACUAGACCAAAUUUGAAAAGAGGUGGAGAGAACUGGGUCGUAACCUAUCGAACACUGAAAUGAAUACCUGAAACCGACAAUUUGCAAGAGCUAUACUAGCUCUAGAUUUAGAGAGGACUGGACCGUAGCUCGGGAUGGCCCCCUAGAUCCGCCGUUGUUGGCAUUCCCAUCAGUUAUCUGGUUGACCAAGAUCCUGGUUUCUUUCCCUCGUCGAAAGAUAUGUUCGUGGCAAAUCCAUGAUGCAUGCUGAAGUGAAAAGGCCUUGGGAAUCUAACCAUGCAUCUUAUAACAACUCGAAACUUCUCUACUUGAAGUGCAAAAUCAGCUUCUUGAUGUCGUCCCUCUUUCAAGGAGGAAAGUACUCCACCACAAAACAAUUGAGCAAGCUCAUUCUAGGUGGUUCUAUGUCCCACGUUUGAGACACAUAACAAGAUUUUAAAUUCACAAGGAAAAUUAAGGUUAAAAUGCGACAUAUAUUUAGCGAUGAAAUUGGGAAAGUGACAUAAAGGUGUUUAGGGUUAUAUUAUUUUUACAUUUUAGAAGAAGAUGUAGAUAGUAUAAGAAUUACAUAUGAAGUGGUUAUGAAUAUGAAAUGGGGGUGGGACAACUAAACGAUCCUUGUUAAUUUUCUUUGCGAGCAUUACCCAUAUUCUCCUCGUCCCCAGUCAAUGUUGGGAAUCUUCGGAAAGGGUUAGUAACCCAAAUUUAAGUGACUUCUGUAUGCUAUCAAGCAUGAGUAGAUAGGUGGGGUUUUUCUUAACCUCAUAGCUUCACAUUUGAGAUCAACAUACAGAAGCCAAAUGAUUUUUUUAAUAAAAGAUAAUUAUAUAU
This is a messenger RNA of Linum trigynum, 3138 nucleotides long. The record is from the annotation of a GenBank genome assembly. Lineage: Eukaryota; Viridiplantae; Streptophyta; Magnoliopsida; Malpighiales; Linaceae.